AUGCGGCUACCCGCGCUCGAAGCGAGGGAAGGGGCCCUGGAGAGAAGAAUGGACAAACAGAACAAGAGCUUCGUUAUCAUAGCCGUCAUCGUCGUCGCCAUCUUCGUCAUUCUCGUCACAACCUACCUCGUCACCCUCCGCUUCCGCCGGCCCCUAUCUGCGCGUCGUACAACAGACAAAUCGAGCGACAAACUCCCCGCACUGUUCUCCUGGAAGCAUUUCCGCAGACGCAACCGCCAUGCGUACUCGACCAGCCUGCAGGACACCGAGUACCGCGGCAACAGCGUCAGCGACACCCGCGACCGUGAGAUGAGUGGCGCAAACGACCCCGAGAGACAGUCUGCCACCGCCGGCGUCGACAGAAACACGUCGGUCCGCAGUGUCAUGACCUUGCCUGCCUACUCUCCCUCUGUGCGCGAAAAUGAGCGCGUCCUGGGCCGCGAAGGCGAGCGGGCCGGCAUGGACAAUGUGCUCGAGCUACCGGAGACGGCCGACGACGAGGAAGUCCAGCGCAACGAGGAGAUGGAGUCGCUGUACCAGAUCCGACUGGCCCGGCGAGCAGAAGCAACCGAGCGUGAAGCAAGACGGCAGGCCAGGCGGGAGGCCCGCGCGAGAGGCGACCACAUCGCACUCGCUGAGAUUCGCCGCAGAGUGGAAGAAGCCGCCGACCUGUCCGUUUCCCAGAUGCUCAUCGCCGAGCACCAGAGCCGCAACCGCGACCGGCGAGUCUCCUCCGUGGCCUAUGGCGACCUGGGCGUGGCACGCCACGAUGGCACACGCUUACGCGCCAACUCGCACGACAGUGACAACCGACCCCUCCUCGACAACGCCGCCUCCAUCUCAGGCAUCACCGGCCGCCCGCGUGGCCUGACCAACCACUCCGCAAACACUCUCGACACACACCAUCGCGGCUUGUCUGUGACCUCGAUCGCCCGGUCCUCGGUCGAUUCUCGCGCCUCUGACGACUUCUUUCCUCCCGCUGUGCAGACUCGAUCAAACUCGAGUGACCCCGUGGCCGCUAGCAGCUCUCAAACAGUGGCACUAGCACAAGAGAGAAGCCGGAGUGCGAGCAGGAGCAGGGGCGCAACACCGAGUCCCGACCUUGCUCACGAGGAAGCGCCCGCGUAUGAAGACCCACCCGAUUACACGAGCCCCAUAGAGAGAAGCGCACCACAACUACCGCGCCUGCCCACUCUCGAACGCUUACCGAGUAUCCGAGUCGUCACCACAGAGCCCACGCCGAUUGAUCCAAAUCCACAGUCAUCGUUUCGGUGA
Ascochyta rabiei is the source of this 1275-nucleotide messenger RNA. RefSeq lists its product as uncharacterized. Lineage: Eukaryota; Fungi; Ascomycota; Dothideomycetes; Pleosporales; Didymellaceae. The record is from RefSeq and is a predicted model, not a curated record. The coding region runs from base 1 to 1275 and encodes 424 amino acids. The transcript is spliced from 2 exons.